GAUUCGUCUAGAUCUUCAGUCGUCGCGAAGAAAGAGCAUCGAGGAGAAGAGAAGGAGACGACGACAAGAAGCGAGGAGAUGGGGAUCAUGGAGAAGCUGAAGAUUUUCGUCGUCCAAGAGCCUGUGGUAGCUGCAUCCUGUCUUAUCGCCGGCUUUGGUCUGUUCCUUCCAGCCGUGGUCAGGCCUAUCUUGGAUUCAUUUGAUACAGCCAAGGAGGUUCCUCAACCAGCUCUCAGUGAUGUUGUUGCUGGAAUGACCGGUAAGAAACCUGAGUGAAAUUCCUGUCAUCCAUCCUCCAGUUCGGCAUGAGCAUUUUGUCCUCCUUCAUUUGUGCAACUCAAUGAGAAAUCAAACUAUCUGGACUUUGUUUACUUCUGUUUAUUCUUCAGCCUUAUUACAAACCAGUUUCAUUUUCUGUUAAUUUUGACUGUAGAACUAUGGAACUAAUUGUCUGUUCAAAAUAAAGAGAUGUUAUUUACCCAAAUGUGAAAUUCUCAGCUUCA
Molecule: messenger RNA, 503 nt
Organism: Dioscorea cayenensis subsp. rotundata (Guinea yam)
Lineage: Eukaryota; Viridiplantae; Streptophyta; Magnoliopsida; Dioscoreales; Dioscoreaceae
Exons: 3
Coding region: 79-276 (65 amino acids)
Source: RefSeq, a predicted model, not a curated record